UUCAAGUUCAAAGCUGCUGGCAGCUGCAUGGGGAUCGGAUCAAGCUAGUGGCGGGCGUGCUGCAUAGCGCAAUCCUUGCAUCAGACGCUUCGAACCGAUCCUUGCAUGAACCUCCCCAUGUCGGCGCUGCGCUUUGCAGCAUUGGUCUGUCGCCUUCCCAAGAGAGCAGCGCCGAGCUCCCUCCGAACUUAUGCUGCAGAAGCGAGGCAGCGAGAAGCGAGCGGGCGCCCUUCUGACGGCAUCACUUCGACUUGGAGCCUUAAAUUGGACUUUGGCGGUGAUGCAAAAGACUCCAAGGUGUCAGUAACUAGUGUGAUUAACGAGCUGAUACGAGAGUGGCUGGGGCCCAGGAAGAAGAAGGGGCGGGAGCGGUUCAGUUGGUUUGUGCGGACAAAAAGCAGUGGGAGGGAGGUCGACGCAGAUGGGUUUCUUUUCAAGCCAGGAGAGCGUCUGUCCGUCCCUGGCUACCUCAUCCGAGGCGUCCUGUACGACCUCUCUUCUCUUUCCCUUGGGCGGGGCAACGUCGACCGUCUCGUCGAGAGGGGGCUAGUCCCCAAGGAACUUCUCCCCCCCGUUCCGGAUGUGGAGCCCGAAACAUUGGGGCUUGAGGAUUUAAUGGCAGACCAAGCAGGGGGCAGCAGACUGGGGUCUACCACCAGGCUCAAGGAUGGCAGGGAGGAGGGGGGGAGUUUGUCCAGCCAAAGGACCCCCCUGAACGUGCAGAGUCAGGCGCUGGAAGCCCUCCAGAAGCCCACUUUUGGAGGGGGGGUAGGAAGUGCCGGGGAAAGCAACCCCCUGAAGCGGCGUGAGACAGAGGACGAGCUUGUGGGGCGUCUGGAGGAGAGGGCUCUGAGCGGUGCGCAGGCGAGCACGUCUUUCGAGACGGGGUCGGCUGGUGCGACAGAGUCGAAGGUGCUGGACAUGGCGGCAGCUUUGGAUGCAAUCAAGGGUGCGGUGCAAAGUGGGGACGCAGAAACGGGUCCCGCAAAGACCCAACGACAUGGUCGUUCUGGUGCUGAUUCUAGUACGGGUAUAUCGUUACAGCCUCAGAGGCCAGAGAGUGAAGACGCUGCUUCCAAAGAAGAAAGGGGUGGGGGCACCUGGCUGACUGCAGCGCUGAACGAAACGUCUCGAGAAGAACAGAAAGCAGUCGUCGCAGCAAAACGAGAGGUUGAGCUGGACAAGACGAUUCGUAACAAGUACGAAGGGAAGCUUAAAAGUAUUCGUGAGAAGGCUGCUACGAGGAAGCGCGAGGGAAGGGCUGUAGACGCGGGUGCAUUUGACAUUAGCCGGGCGACAAAAGUGGGCUGGAAGGGGGGCGCGAUUGCAGUGCCUGGAGCGGGAGGGGGAACGAAGUGGCGGGUUCUGCCCGGGGCUGGGGAGCUGCUGAAGCAUCUGAAGGAGCGAGGUCUGAAACAGGGCCUCUUCGUUUCCGCUUCGGACCCGGACAAGGACGAGACUCUGCAGCAGCUGCUGGAGUUCAAGUUCUCCCCGCUCGAAGAAGUGACGGCGACGGACGACUCCCCGGGCACCUUCGUCAGCCCUGAGACGUUCCGGCGGGUCUGUGACCAGUGGGGUCUUCCUCCAAAGCAGGUCUUGGUGGUAACUGGACCAGGCCCAGUGGGUCGCGCGCUUCUGGACGCUGUUGCCAGCAGCGGAUGCUACCUCUGUCAGAUGACACCGUACGGCGUUGCGCCCGUCGAGCCUCCGCCUACGUCACCUCCCGUCAGUAUGACGUCAGCUACCGUCGAGGAGAUUGCAGCGUCGAACGGCGUUGGCCGGCUGAAGCAGUGGUUGGGUAUCGACGACGAAAACCCGGGGGCUCGGGAAGCGGUCUCCCGGGGGAAACCAAAACCGCAUUUCAAAGUGGAAGAUGUGCCCGGGUUAAAGGCCGUGGUGGAAGAUCUGAACGGAGUGUCGUAUCGGCGGAGCACGAUGAUGCGGGGGUUGGGGUCGGGGAGGGAGCGCGCGGCUGCUUCGGCCGACAACGAGAAGGUCUUUGUGUGAAAAGGGGACAAUUCUGUUGCAUGGCAGAGCAUGUUUCCUCAUGUUUAGAUUGAAGAGAUCAGACACAUCAUCGGCUUAGAAGCAGUCGCUGUUCCGGCACGCUUAAAUCAUUCUUGCGCAAGGUCAUUAUUACAGUACGCUUUGGGAGUCAUGUUAACCUUUAAUUGCUGCUCGCGUGUAAUGCAUGGUGGACGAAUUGCUUUUUUAAAGCUGAACAGCGUCACG
Messenger RNA from Klebsormidium nitens, 2232 nucleotides. The record is from the annotation of a GenBank genome assembly. Lineage: Eukaryota; Viridiplantae; Streptophyta; Klebsormidiophyceae; Klebsormidiales; Klebsormidiaceae.